This is a messenger RNA of Delphinapterus leucas (beluga whale), 2651 nucleotides long. It is a transcript of the gene BBS5, whose product is annotated as Bardet-Biedl syndrome 5. Gene Ontology annotation, molecular function: phosphatidylinositol-3-phosphate binding. Gene Ontology annotation, biological process: cilium assembly; intracellular transport. The record is from RefSeq and is a predicted model, not a curated record. NCBI's taxonomy places the organism in Eukaryota, Metazoa, Chordata, Mammalia, Artiodactyla, Monodontidae. Gene Ontology annotation, cellular component: BBSome; ciliary basal body.
GUCACCAUGUCGGUGCUGGAUGCGCUUUGGGAGGACCGGGAUGUCCGCUUCGACGUGUCUUCGCAGUGAGUCGCCAAGAUUCCCCAGUGGCCGGGAGCCUAUAGAGGGCGCCGCGGCGCGAUUUCCCGACCCGCGGGCGGAGCCUAAGACCCUCGCGAGGGUGGGAGGAGGUUGGCGUCUGCUGUCCUCACCUCAGGAGACCCCAGACUGUCCGAGGCCCAGCGGCCCUCCCCAGGCGCCACAGCUGGAGCGCGUCUAGAUUGUACGCAGUUUCGGUCCCUUACGAUCCCCGGUCGCGUCUUGACCCGGGGGACCCGUCGGAAGCUGAGCCCAAACACUGCAGGGACCACCUUGGGCUUGGGCGUCCAGUACACCCCAGUGAGCUUGCGGUGCCAGUUUCGUAAGGUGGAAGGAAUGUGGAGCAGGGACUCUGGAAACGAGGGUUCAGAAACUAGGUCUAGAAUAAGGACACACAUUCUGGGCCCUUAGAAAAAUGACUUCACCGUUCUAAAGCUUGAGUCUCCGAGGGAAAUGAGAGUAAGCAUUCUCCAAAAUCCCUGAACAUGCAGACUUUAUUUCCGUGGUAAGCUUCGUUUCUAGUUAUUCAUCUAAAUCACCAACAGGAAGAAGGAACCCUCUUUUGGAGCCUCUCAAACAGAAGCCUUGUUUUUGGAAAUUUUCAUGUUUUAAAGAAAAUAGUUAGAAACCUCCUGCCGGCAGUCCAGGAAAAAAGUGUCCAUUGGGAUAACAAAUGAAAACAAGACCUGGAGAAGUCCUUAUUGAUUGUUUAGAUUCAAUUGAAGACACCAAAGGAAAUAAUGGGGAUAAAGGUAGACUCUUAGUAACAAAUUUAAGAAUUAUCUGGCACUCUUUGGCAUUACUCAGAGUCAAUCUUUCUAUUGGUUACAACUGCAUAUUGAAUAUUACAACAAGGACUGCUAAUUCUAAAUUACGAGGCCAAACUGAAGCUCUUUAUAUACUAACAAAAUGUAACAGUACUCGUUUUGAGUUUAUAUUUACAAAUUUGGUUCCUGGAAGUCCUAGACUUUUUACUUCUGUGAUUGCAGUACACAGAGCAUAUGAAACUUCUAAAAUGUAUCGUGAUUUUAAAUUGAGAAGUGCGCUAAUUCAAAAUAAGCAACUAAGAUUACUACCACGAGAACAUGUAUAUGAUAAAAUCAAUGGAGUAUGGAAUUUAUCCAGUGAUCAGGGAAAUUUAGGAACUUUUUUUAUUACCAAUGUGAGAAUCGUGUGGCAUGCAAAUAUGAAUGACAGUUUUAAUGUCAGUAUACCAUAUCUGCAAAUUCGGUCAAUAAAGAUUAGAGAUUCAAAAUUUGGUUUAGCUCUUGUCAUAGAAAGCUCUCAGCAGAGCGGAGGAUAUGUUCUUGGCUUUAAAAUAGAUCCUGUGGAAAAACUACAAGAAUCAGUUAAGGAAAUUAAUUCACUUCACAAAGUCUAUUCUACCAGUCCUAUAUUUGGAGUGGAUUAUGAGAUGGAAGAAAAGCCACAGUCCCUUGAAGCUCUGACAGUUGAACAAAUUCAAGAUGAUGUAGAAAUAGACUCUGAUGAUCACACAGAUGCUUUUGUGGCUUAUUUUGCUGAUGGCAAUAAGCAACAAGAUCGUGAACCUGUGUUUUCAGAAGAACUGGGGCUUGCAAUAGAGAAAUUGAAGGAUGGAUUCACCCUACAGGGACUUUGGGAAGUAAUGAGUUGAUCUUGAGUUGAGCUGGGUUUCUAUUUAAAGAUAUCUCAAGAUUAAAGAUACUAGUCGCCUGCUAUAAGGCAUGGCAUAGUUUUUACAUUUACAGAAAAAGCUUUUCAGAGAGUUUUUUUAAUGAUUAAGGAAAAACUCAUUUGUCAAAGAUUUUAUUGCCAGUCUUCUAAAAAUUAUAUUUGAAAUUGUAAUCAAAAUGUAUCUGGUUUGUUGUAAAUAUGUUUAUUUUGUAACUAAUACUUGUAAAUUAUUAGUCUGUGGAUAUUAAAAGACUGUAUCAUGUUGAGUUUAAUAAAGAAUUUAUGCAGCACCAUUAAAUGUUUUGAAAGUGUUAUCUAAAAGCAUAAGACUAUUCUUAUGGAGUAAUCAAAAUGCUGCUUUUUUAGUUAUAAAAAUCUGGUUUAAAUAUAUUUAUCACAUAGCUCCAAAGGUAAGCCAACUCUCAUAUAAAUUAGAAACCUUAAGCUUGUCAUUUUUAGGUAACCAUUUAUGUAAAAACUAAAAAUUUUAGCUAACUUUGGAGGAUAUCAACCCCUAUGUAAAGUUUUGGGCACUAUUUUGGAAAUAAUUUCAAUAUCGUUUUGGCAAGAAUACAUUUAUUUUGUAAGGAAAUAGUUUUAAAUAGUUUUUAAAUAAAUAGUUUAUUUGUUGACUUGCUCUUUGUUUGCAUUCAUUGAAACUUCUUUGAAGUUUUCAAAAAUAUGAUAUUAUUUUCUGAUUUCUUGGUCAGGUAAGAUUUGGUGACCUCUCUUGCCUAAGUGUUUUUUGCCACUGCUUCAGUAUAAAGAAACUUUGUAAGGAACUUUUGUCAAAACAUUAACCCGCUUUUUCUAGAGUGAAAAAAGUGAGUGUGUAAAAUCAUUUAAAAUAAGAUGCAACUGUAUGUACAACCGUAGACACAUAGUACAACCAAGGGCUAACCUGAGUUUAAUAAAGA